Pecten maximus is the source of this 3734-nucleotide messenger RNA. RefSeq lists its product as uncharacterized. NCBI's taxonomy places the organism in Eukaryota, Metazoa, Mollusca, Bivalvia, Pectinida, Pectinidae. The coding region runs from base 598 to 3288 and encodes 896 amino acids. The record is from RefSeq and is a predicted model, not a curated record. The transcript is spliced from 5 exons.
AGAACGCCUCACAUUAGCGUUGUACAAACUACCAGUUCGGUUUUAGACUUCAAUCCAUUCUCAAGAUGCCUCCAAUAAAGAGGAGAAGUACUGAGGCGACUAUGGUAAAGAAACCAAGUCUCCGACGGGACACAACAAUGACUCUGACACCAUCAGACGAGUCCACCCGACCCACUUCUGUACGAUCUGCUUCGUCUGUGAGGCGAAGCACCUCAUCGAAAUUGUCGUUAAAACCUUCAUCAUCAGUCACUUCUCUCAAACGGAAAGCGACGUUUGUAUCUGAAGGAGCCGAUGUGUGUUCCUCUGUAGUCGCUCUUGAAUCUGGCUCCAGUAUCGGGAAAACUGGGAGUUUGAUAGCAGCAUCCGUCGGGAAGGAUUACGAUAUCAUACCCCUAUCUCAUUCGCGUUCUAAAAGAAGAAGUGUAGGCUCAACAUUAGAAGCAGUGGAUGCUUUGCGCAUGUCUGUUUCAGAGCUUAAAGAACUAACGGAAACUACAUCAUCAAUGAAAAGUUCUCUGUCAAAAAGAAAGUCAUCUCUCGUUAAAGAACCAUCCUUGAGAAAAGCGUCACUCUCUAAACGGCAAUCCAGUGUCCCGGAUGUCGACCCAGGAACCGAUUCGACCACUAGUCCACCACUUCCCUCCGGGAGGUCUACUAGAGAUCGCCAUUUCUUUUGAUACCACUGGAUCUAUGUACGAUUGUCUUGAAGAAGUUCGUGGACGGAUUCAAGACAUGGUCCAGCGACUUCAGGCAGACAUUCCGGGAAUCAGAAUAGCUAUAAUCGCACAUGGCGAUUAUUUCGAUGCCGCAAACUACAUUGUAAAGUGGAUUGACUUCGGGGCAACUGUUCCAGAGCUGUGCGACUUUGUAAAAACAGUAAGCCGUACCAGCGGUGGCGACGCUGACGAAUGCUACGAACUUGUACUUCGGAGGGCUCGAGAAGUGCUGUCAUGGACACCAGGUAGCCAGCGCUCCCUAGUGGUUAUAGGCGAUUCUUCACCUCAUGAAGUUGGGUAUAGAUAUGGAGACUUCGUUAACGACAUCAACUGGCGUGUGGAGGCUCAUGAACUGUACAAAAUGGGCGUCAAGAUCUACAGCGUUGCGGUCGACACUUCUCCAUCUGCUCUCUUGUUUUAUACCGAUAUUGCAAAUAUGACGGGUGGAAAAGUUGUCUCGCUUGCUAAGUUUGGAGUUAUUUUUGACAUUCUGAUGUCUAUCUGCUACAAGGAAAGUGGAUCGGACUUGUUUGAGGCUUAUGAAGCGGAAGUGAGAGAAAGAAACAAAGAAAAAGAAAUGGAAAGUACCUGGGAUGAUAUUUUCACAACACUCAGGACAAGCGCAAAAUCAUCCGAUCCAGGACCGCCACCGUUUGGAACUGGAUUUGGAAGUGGGCCUGGACUUUUCCCAACAGCGAUGGAAACUGGUCGUGGAGGUUGGCUUGGACCUUUACCGACAUCAAUGGGAACUGCAUUUGGAAGUGGACCUGGACUUUUCCGACCACCAGUGCCGUUGGGAAUCACUGGAGGUGGAGGUGGGCCUGUACCUGGAUUCCGAACUGGUAUUGGAUUUGGACUUUCAUUAUCCAAACCAGCGAUCAAAAAAACAACCUCCAGGAAGACGAAAUCUACUAAAAAACCCAGCAAAACUACGAAAAAAGCCAAGGGUAAAAAGACAAGCGAAAUGUCACCCAAUCCAGGACUUAUUUUGCCACCAAUGGGAACUGGGAUUGGAGUUUCACCGUACGGGUUUGGUCUUGGAGGUGGGCCAGUUUCUGGAUUCGGACCUGGGAUCGGGUCUGUACUUCCAUUAUCCAAACCAACACUGGGAAAACCUACCUCCAGGAAGACGAAAUCUACUAGAAAACCCAGCAAAACUACGAAAAAAAACAAGGGUAAAAAGACAAGCGAAACCUCAUCACUUUUAGGACUUUUUUCGCCACCAUUGGGGACUGGGAGUGGAGGUGUCCCGAUGAUAGGAACACCAAUGGGAGGUACUCCAAUGGGAACAUGGUUUGGAGGUGGGCCUGGACCUUUUCCGACAUCAACGGGAACUGGAUCUUUACCGACUCCACUGGGAACUGGACCUUUACCGACACCAACGGCAACUGGAUUUGGAAGUGGGCCUGGACUUUUCCGAUCACCAAUGCCAAUGGGAACAUGGUUCGGAGGUAUUCCUGGAUCUUUACUGACAUCAAUGGGAACUGGACAUUUGGGUGGGCCUGGACCUUUACCGACAUCAACGGCAAUGGGAAUCACUGGGGUUGGAGGUGGGCCUGGAUUUGGAUUAGGAACCGAUAUUGGAUCUGGACUUUCAUUAUUCAAACCAGCGAUCAAAAAAACAACCUCCAGGAAGACGAAAUCUACUAGAAAACCCAGCAAAACUACGAAAAAAACCAAGGGUAAAAAGACAAGCGAAACCUCAUCACAUCCAGGACUUUUAUGGCCACCAUUGGGGACUGGGAGUGGAGGUGUCCCGAUGAUAGGUGGGCCUAUACCUUUUCCGUCAUCAACGGGAACUGGACCUUUACCGACUCCACUGGGAACUGGACCUUUACCGACAUCAACGGCAACUGGUCUUGGGGGUGGGCCUGGACUUUUCCCAACACCAAUGCCAAUGGGAAUCACUGGGAGUAGGGGUGGACCUGUAUUUCGAUUGGGAAAAUCAACCUUCAAGAAGACGAAAUCUGCUAGAAAAUCUGACGAAAAUGCAAAAACAAAUCAGAAAACGAAAACAAGGGCAAAGUCAGGAGGAAUAAUAAACAGGGAAACUCUUACGGAUGCAAAAUUUACAAAAGGACCACUGAAACGGCUGGUGUGGUCAAAAUGGAUGUUAGGCAUCGCCAAAACCCAGUCUGCGGCGAUCGGGCCAGACAUCAGUCUCACUCGUCGUGAAUGGUGUGACGCAUAUUGCAACAACGGGAUACUUAAGGGGGGAGAAGUUAAGGAUGUACCAGCAGUGUAUGAGUUCGCUGUACGUCUGUCUGGUAAGAAGAAAGUGUACCCUGUUUUAUACAAGGUAACAACAGGCGUACCAAAAGGCAGCAGUUGGUUUAGCUAUCUCCUCUCUCAAAAAAGGGUACGCAGCGCCAUCAAGGAAGUCGUGAAUUCUCAUGCUGACAUUAUGGUGAGAAAGGGUCAGUUUAAAAGGAAAGGAUCUGCAUUAAUUCAGAAAGUGUCUGAAUUAAUGUCCAAGAAGUACGACUACGCAUGGGUUGGACGAAAAGAAAGAAAGAUGAAAUUUCGAAAUCUCAAACGAUGUGGGGUUCGGAUUUCCAGCGAUUCGUACUAAGUAACAUCUUGUGUACGAACGAAACGGCAGCAAUACAAAAUGCAUUUGACAUUUUACAUCAAAUUUUCACGACAGUGUCACGUGUACGUUUAAUAUUCUCAUCCUUAUUUACUAAGCUAACAUUUUUGAAGACUUGCAAUGUUGUUUUUGGGGGGGGGGGGGGGGGGGGGGGGGGGGGUUUGUUUUUAAUAUUUUGAUUUUUGUUUUGUUUUGUUUUUUCAAUUUUUUAACUUUUAAACAUAUUUAUACAUUAGAAAUGACAUUAGACACACAUUCAACACAUUCGAAAAUUAUGCUACACCUAACACAAAUCAUAUCAAUGUUUUGAUAACAAGUGUUAACAACAUAUUCAUCCAUUAUCAUACUACAUCUAAUACAAAUCAUACUAAUAAUUUGAUAACGAGUAUUAACAACAACAAAAACAAAUAAAAUGGAAAUGGUAUGAU